Molecule: messenger RNA, 1449 nt
Organism: Sabethes cyaneus
Lineage: Eukaryota; Metazoa; Arthropoda; Insecta; Diptera; Culicidae
Gene: Cdk5alpha
Product: cyclin-dependent kinase 5 activator 1
Exons: 4
Coding region: 1-1449 (482 amino acids)
Biological process (GO): positive regulation of cyclin-dependent protein serine/threonine kinase activity; activation of protein kinase activity
Cellular component (GO): protein kinase 5 complex; cytoplasm
Molecular function (GO): protein kinase binding; cyclin-dependent protein serine/threonine kinase activator activity
Source: RefSeq, a predicted model, not a curated record
AUGGGUACAGUGUUGAGUUUUAGCCCCCGGGAGCGUCGACCCAUUUAUUCGACGCACCAUCACAGCGCUGGGACUUUGUCGUCAUCUAAUUCGGCCGAUUUUCCACUGAACAACUACUCGUACGAGCAGUUGAACAAUGUAAAGAACCGUGAAAACACGAAACCGCCGAAUCUGAUCCAAACGGUGCCUAAUAACAAUGCCAUUAACAAUAAUAACUUGAACCUUAGUGGUAAGGAUGAUGGAAAGAACAAUAAUUCGAACAAUGCCGGAACGUUGAUGCUACUGCAGCAAACACAUCAGAGCAGCAUCACCGGAAACAGCAACAUCAAUAGCAUCAACAACAACAUCAACAGCAACAACAACAGUAACAGCAUACAGGAGCGCAAUAACAAUAACAACAAUAAUAACACAGACAGCUCUCGAAUCCUCUCGGAGAAAAAUGCUCUGGAGAAAAAUCUCAAGAAGCAUUCGCUGUUCAUCAAUGCACUUUCCUGGAAGCGACUGGCUGCAUCCCAUGGAAAGAAGAAGCUUGACAACCAGAAGAAUAAGUCAGCGAACCUGGCGACGGCCGCAUUCCGCGCUCCACUGACGGACACGGUCCACCCGAUGGUGGACAAGAACAAAAACCUCCAGCAGUCGCAAUCGUUUACGCAGCCAAUCAAUGGCACGCACCAGCAGCUGCAGCCGAUUCAGGUGUCCGGACAGCCGGGUCAGCAGCACCAGACCGUCUACUUCACACCCGGUGGUCCGAAGGCACUGCUGGCGUUGGACCUGGUGCGGGCCAACAAUACCAAUCCGCUGUCGCAACCGGAUAAGCUAGCGCCGAAGCUACCGCUGCAGUUACCACUGCCGUUGCAACCGAUCCUGAGCCAGCAGCAGGCUCACCAGCAGCAGUCACAGCUUCCACAGCAGUUGCACCACGGACAUGGGCCGCGGAAAACCGUCAUUCAGGCCUCAACUUCGGAGCUGCUGAAGUGUUUGGGUAUGUUCCUGCACGACCGAUGCCGAAAAUUGCGAGAUUUUCAAGCAGGUGACGCCGUGAUGUGGCUGCGGGCAGUCGAUCGGAGUCUACUGCUUCAAGGUUGGCAGGAUGUUGCCUUCAUCAACCCGGCGAAUGUGGUGUUCGUUUACAUGCUAGUUCGGGAACUAGUCGACGGCGAGGAGACCAAGGAAGCGGAACUGCAGGCGGCGGUGCUGACUUGUCUCUAUCUGUCCUACUCGUACAUGGGCAACGAGAUUAGCUACCCUCUGAAACCGUUCCUGGUGGAGGACUCGAAGGACAAAUUUUGGGAUAGAUGCCUACUGAUCGUAAACCGGCUGUCAUCCAACAUGUUGAGAAUCAAUGCCGAGCCCGGUUUCUUCACAGAAAUUUUCACCGAAUUGAAGGCUUGCGGCAUGAACUCGGCCAGCUCGAACCCGAACGGAAAUUUGCCAUGUGGUGCGGCUUGA